This is a messenger RNA of Oncorhynchus tshawytscha (Chinook salmon), 2585 nucleotides long. RefSeq names its product interferon regulatory factor 8. Gene Ontology annotation, biological process: regulation of transcription by RNA polymerase II; immune system process. Gene Ontology annotation, cellular component: nucleus. Gene Ontology annotation, molecular function: DNA-binding transcription factor activity, RNA polymerase II-specific; protein binding; RNA polymerase II cis-regulatory region sequence-specific DNA binding. The transcript has 10 exons. NCBI's taxonomy places the organism in Eukaryota, Metazoa, Chordata, Actinopteri, Salmoniformes, Salmonidae. The coding region runs from base 185 to 1582 and encodes 465 amino acids. The record is from RefSeq and is a predicted model, not a curated record.
ACGCAUCUGUCCAAUCAGCUUGCAGUCAAUGCUUCAUUCACCUGAAAGAAGAUAUUAAACUGUUAUACGAGUAAAGACUUAUUCUAUUGACGCUGAGACAUCGACUUGGUAUUAAGGUUUAACAAUAGUCUUCAAUAAGCUAUUUGAAGGAUAUCUAAAAUACUUAUCAAUACAAAAAUAAAAGAUGUCAGUAAACCCGGGCGGUCGGAGGCUGAAACAGUGGCUAGUUGAGCAGAUCCAGAGCGGCCAGUACCCGGGGCUGGUCUGGGAGGACGACAGCCGCAUUAUGUUCCGUAUCCCCUGGAAACAUGCUGGGAAGCAGGAUUACAACCAGGAGGUAGACGCUUCUAUCUUCAAGGACACACCUCAAAUAUUGCCACCUUUCCCCCCUCAGUGCAAGCGAGCUGAUUUUAGACAGGCCUGGGCGGUGUUUAAGGGGAAGUUUAAGGAGGGGGAGAAGGCUGAGCCUGCUACAUGGAAGACCAGGCUGCGGUGUGCCCUCAAUAAGAGCCCCGACUUCGAGGAGGUGGGAGACAGGUCCCAGCUGGACAUCUCUGAGCCCUACAAGGUGUACCGCAUUGUCCCCGAGGAGGAGCAGAAGACAGGUAAAAGUGCAGCAGCAGCUUUGACAUCUAGCCCUGGUGACAGUACUGACAUGGACUGCAGCUCUGCACACCUGGAGGAGCUCAUCAAAGAGGUGAAGCAGUCUUCUAGUGAUGAGUACCUUGGCAUUAUCAAGAGGAGCCACUCUCCCCAGGAGGAUGGCUGUAGGAUGCAGCCCAGUCCAGAGUACUGGUCCCAGGGAAGUGUCAGUGUCUUCCCGGGACAUCAAGAUCCCUCGCCGAUGGGUUCUUUCAAUGCCGCCUUCUCCCAGAUGAUCAUUAACUUCUUCUAUGGGGGGAAGCUGAUGGACAGCGUGGUGACAUCUCAUGCUGAUGGCUGUCGUAUCUCUCCGGGUCAGCCUCCCUUGGUCCAGCACAGGUCCCCCUACGGUCUCCCAGACAGCCUGCAGAACGUCUGUUUCCCUCCCGCUGAACUCAUCGAGGUUGAGCGCCAACGCCAUGUCACCCGCAAGCUCCUGGGCCACCUGGAGAGGGGUGUGCUGGUCCGUGCCAACCGCGAGGGCAUCUUCAUCAAGAGGCUGUGCCAGAGCCGUGUGUUCUGGAGCGGGUUGGGGGGAUUGGGCCCCCAUUACAGCCCUGGGGGGCCCUGCAAACUGGAGAGAGAUGAUGUGGUCAAGAUUUUUGACACAGGAAGGUUCUUCCAAGCUCUCCAGCUGUACCAGGAGGGCCAGAUUCCCGCCCCUGACCCCAUGGUGACCCUGUGUUUCGGGGAGGAGCUUCAUGACCUCAGCACAGCCAAGACCAAACUUAUCAUCGUCCAGGUCACUCCAGUGAACUGCCAGCAGCUGUUGGAUGCAGUGAGCAUGCGUCGUUCCCAGUACAGCAGUCCUAACCUGGAGAUCCAGUCAGACGAGCUGCAUGCCGGGGAGCAGAUGGCCCGGAUCUACCAGGACCUGUGUAGCUACACCGCCCCCCAGAGGGUAGCCUGCUACAGGGACAACAUGCCCAUCACCGCCUGAACAGAGCACCUUCCUUCACUCCCCCUCAUUGAUAUAACAAGAAAGGACUGACAUGACAUAUGGUGAAAUAUGUCACUAACUUACACUUCAGCCUCUCACACGUUUUAGCCCUUGCUUACAGCAAUGCUUUUCAAUUCUUCAGAGCCAAUCAGCAAGGGCAUACUUUGAUGAAUGGAGAAAGAGAUGGGAUAGAGGAUCGGAACAAAGCCAAUACUUGCAAGGUGUGAACUGAUAGGACCCAAAGCUACGCAGCUUGGGUGUUACAGAGACACUGUGUGUCAAGAAAGGGAAGUACUAUACAACCUUAUUACAAAUGGUGCUGUAAAGGUAUUAAAAGGUUUACUCAUCAAAUGUAACACCCCAGGAAGUAUACCACAUGUUUCCCCCAAUCCAGAAGAAAAAUAGUUUAAAUGUAAUACAAUUCAAAAUAUAGUAGUUUGAACUAUUCUGUCUUGUAAACCUACUAUCAUCAAGGUUAUCACUAUUCAUUUUUAAACAACAUGUGGUUAAUUUAAUACAGCAGUAAAGUUGAUUGAAUAAACCCUGAAGUGUCGAAUGUUAUAUUAGAAUUUGUGUGUCUAUCGAUUGACUAGCUUUUGUGUGAUUUCUUUGUCAGAUUUCUCACUUGCCUUUAAUGUAUUUUUUAUUAGGGAAAAUUUGAUUGAUAUUCAAUCCAAUACGCCAUACUAGUCAUCAUAUCAGAGUACAUUUAAACAUGGAUGGACAAUAAAGGGACAGCAUAACUAAAAGGAAGGCAGGACAUUUAGGUACCAGUACACCAGAUUACCUAUUUUCUUUAUAUGUAGAACAUCCUUAUCCUUUAAAUUUGUUCUAUUUGUACUGUAGAAACAUAUUUUUCUGAAUACUGUAUGAGAGAUUUUAACAGCAACAUGAUUGCUUGGAUUGUAUUUGAUAUAGAUAGGUUUUACUAUCCUAUUCUGUCCACUGUUUUACUCUCUUUGAAUUCAUUUUUCAAAUAAAUAAAGAAUUAUCAAACCUUUCA